AAUUGCAUUUUCGAAAUUUCAUUAAUAGGUAAAUGCAUUCCCGUAAUACGUGGCCAAGGUGUCUAUCAAGAUGCUGUUGAUAUUUGUGUACAAAAAGUAAAAUUAGGACACUGGGUACAUGUGUUUCCCGAGGGUAAAGUGAAUAUGACUAAAGAAGAAAUGCGCCUGAAAUGGGGUGUUGGUCGUAUUAUCUAUGAAUCUUCCAAAGUGCCUAUAAUAAUACCCAUGUGGCAUGAGGGCAUGGAUGAUGUGCUGCCAAAUGUAGAACCCUAUAUACUUAAAUGGGGCAAGAGAGUAACGGUGAAUAUUGGUAAACCGAUUGAUAUGAAUGAUUUUAUAAAUGAUUUAAAAAGUAGAAAUGUUCCUGAACCGGAGGCUAGAAAAUUAAUAACUGAUAAAAUACAAGAAGUAUUUCAUAAUUUACGCUUAGAAACCGAAGAGCUUCAUAAAAAACACAAAUAGAAUUUUAUGUAAAUUGUUGUUUGUAUCUUUUUCUUUUGAUUUUGACUUUUUUCUCAUUAAU
Lucilia cuprina (Australian sheep blowfly) is the source of this 523-nucleotide messenger RNA. RefSeq names its product tafazzin-like. The coding region runs from base 145 to 462 and encodes 105 amino acids. Gene Ontology annotation, biological process: cardiolipin acyl-chain remodeling; inner mitochondrial membrane organization. Lineage: Eukaryota; Metazoa; Arthropoda; Insecta; Diptera; Calliphoridae. Gene Ontology annotation, cellular component: mitochondrial membrane. The transcript has 2 exons. Gene Ontology annotation, molecular function: 1-acylglycerophosphocholine O-acyltransferase activity. The record is from RefSeq and is a predicted model, not a curated record.